Messenger RNA from Hansenula ciferrii, 2382 nucleotides. RefSeq names its product Golgi transport complex subunit COG4 (gene COG4). The transcript has a single exon. The record is from RefSeq and is a predicted model, not a curated record. Lineage: Eukaryota; Fungi; Ascomycota; Saccharomycetes; Phaffomycetales; Wickerhamomycetaceae. The coding region runs from base 1 to 2382 and encodes 793 amino acids.
AUGACCGAGUAUAGGGCUCAUGAGGAGUCGGUGAGGUAUACUAGACUACUAAACCGUGUCACAAAUUCCACUCAAUUGGAGAAGUUCAUCAAGGCUAUUGACAAAACAGAAUCUCAGUUACAAGAUGAAUUAGAUAAUUUCAUAGAAUCUAGAACUCAUGUCCAAGAAGAAAGAAGAUUAGAGCUAUCUAGAACAGAAUUAUCAACUACGUUAUCAAGCUCAAGUAGUCUUGUUGAACUACUUUCAAAUGCUGGUUCAUUGGCUUCGAAAAUAACAGCUAGAGUUCGUUUAUUAGAUGCUGAAAGAUCAAGAGUCAGAGAAACUGCUACAUAUGUUGGUGACGUUAAAGAACUGAAAGCAUUGAUUCUUACGGCGAAUUCUGCCCUAGAGGUUCAUGAUUGGGCUCAGGCUUCAAGAGCUAUUGAAAAAAUACGAUCCUUACCAAUUGAAGGUGAAUUCAUAAAUAAUGUUGUUCCAUCAACAGAUGUUCCAGAAUCACCAAAAUUAACAUUGGAAAAAUGGAUUGAAGAAUUAACUAAAAUAUUUACAACAGAAUUUCAAAAAGCUGCAGAAUCUAAAGAUGUUGAAAAAUUAACAAGUUUUUUUUCAUUUUUCCCCAUGAUUGGUAAAAAUCAUAUUGGUCUUGAUAAUUAUUCAAAAUUUAUAUGUAAUAUUAUUGCCAAUCAAAGUAGAUUAAUCAUAACAAAUCAAUCACAACAAGAUAAAUAUGGGUUUUAUCCGGCUGCUUUAAUGAGAUUAUUAGAAAUUAUUUCAUCAAUGUUAAAUCAACAUUCCACAAUCAUUGCUAAAUAUUAUGGAAUUUCAAAUAUGACUGGUAUUAUUGAACGAGUUGAAAGGGAAGCAGAUUCUCAAGCAGGAUUAAUAAGUGAUACUUUUUAUGAUAAUAGACAAAUUUCAAGAUUAAUUGAUGAAAUUCAAGCAUAUAAAUUCCCAAUUUUAACAAAUUAUUCCACAAUGACUUCAAAUUCAUCAAGAGGUGGGACACCACCACCAAGAUCAAGUUUUGAUGGUACACCAAGAACUUCUGAAGAUAAUUUAUCUGUGGUUCAUAUUGGUGAUGUUACAACUGAAUUUUCAGCAUUUUUAAAAUAUUGGUCAUUAUAUUGUAGAUUUGUUGCAGUUAAAUGGAAUGAAUAUCAAGGUUUAAAACAAGAUGAAUUAAAAUUACCUAAACCAAUUUUAGAAAGUAAAUUUGGUAAAAAAAUUCAAACUAAAUUAUUACCAUCAUUUGAAGUUUUAUUAACUUUUUAUAUUAGAAGAUCAUUAGAACAAGCUUUACAAAUUGAAGAAUUCCCAGAUUUAAAUCCAUUACUUACAUCUUCCAAAAUUAUAGCACCUGAAAAUCCACCAAUUUCAUCAACAAUUGAAGAUUUGAUCUUGGUGUUAAGUACAUCAUUAAAACAAGCUAUUGAAACAGGACAACCAUUAACUGUUAAGAAUUUAGUUACAAAUAUUAAAAAAAUCUUGGAUAAUGAUUAUUAUUUAACAAUUUAUAAAAGAUUACGUGAAUUCCAACCAAGAUCUGGUACUAUAUUUACACCAACUCAAAAUAAUAUUACUUCAACAACAUCUCAUUAUAAUCAACAACAGCAUCAGCAACAACAACAAAAGACAAAUACGAUGGGAAGUAUUUUUUCAAGAGGUGCUACUGCAUUAAAUCAUAUUGCAUCUGGUGAUGAAACAAGAUUACAUACAUUUGUUGUUUUAUUAAAUACAGUUAAUGUUGGAGCAAAUUAUUUUGAAAAAAUUAUAAAUCAAAACCUUGCAUUAUUAAAUAAUAAUUAUCCAUUUGGUACAGAUUCUGAAAAAUUGAAAAAUAUUAUCCAGGGAUUAUUAGAUGGUUUCACUAAGAGAUCUAAUGAUAUUUUAAAUGAAUUUAUUGAAAUUUUAUUUAAUCAAGUUUUCAAAAAUAAAUUGAAAAUAUUAUUAACUGAUUGUUUUAAAGAUGCAGAUUAUUUAAUAAGUAAUUAUAAUGAAGAAUCUGAGACUUCAGUUGUUCAUAAAUUUAUAAAUCAAUGGAAUUCAUUAAUAGCACCAUAUUAUAAGACACUUGAUCCUUUAAUUUUUGAUAAAUUUAUGUUUACAGUUGUUACAACAUUAUCAAACUUAUUAGAACGUAAAAUUUGGUCUUUAGAUAAUAAUAUAACAGAAUUAGGUUCAAUAAAAUUAGAAAGAGAUUUUAGUGGUAUAAUUGGAGAAAUUACAAGAUCAAGAUAUAAUUUAAGAGAUAAAUUCUUAAGAGUUACACAAGUUAUUAUGAUUUUAGGGUUUGAUGAUGAAGAUGAUGAAAUUGAUAUGAAUUGGGUUUUAACACCUUCUGAAAGACAAAGGGCAAGAAAUUUACGUGUUGAUAAAAAAUAG